Molecule: messenger RNA, 6094 nt
Organism: Austrofundulus limnaeus
Lineage: Eukaryota; Metazoa; Chordata; Actinopteri; Cyprinodontiformes; Rivulidae
Gene: brinp1
Product: bone morphogenetic protein/retinoic acid inducible neural-specific 1
Biological process (GO): cellular response to retinoic acid; negative regulation of mitotic cell cycle; positive regulation of neuron differentiation
Cellular component (GO): dendrite; cytoplasm; neuronal cell body
Source: RefSeq, a predicted model, not a curated record
AGGAAUCAAUAUAAUGUUUAUCAUGCAAUUGAAUAAACUCGUGGACAUUUCUAAAACAAAAAAAUAAUAAUUAAAACAAAAAGUCACGACGCAUCAACCUUCAGGAGCAUUGCCCCUCAGCCCGAGAGAGUCCAGACCCACCCCUCACUGUCUGCCAUGACCGUCCUCUAUAAUACCAUACAGGAUUCUUUGUACCUCCCCCUUUCUCGCCCUCAGUCAGUGCAUCCCAGCUUCCCUAUUCUAGAUAUCCAUCCCACACCUCUCCACCCGCUGAAACGGCUCCUACAGGGAGACAGAUAUUCACCGCAAGAAUACUAAUUAAAAAAAAAAAACAGACAAGGCUGAACUGUUUCAAACACACCGAGUCGCACUUCUGGCGCUCCUUCUUUCAUUUGCUUUCCUCUCCUUGACGGACUUCAUCACUUCAGAGCUCCGCGCGCGCCAAUGCCUGAGACCACGCAGAAGCGACGGAUUUCUGCCUCUCGAGCAUGAGAAGGAUUGGCAAAGCGUCCGCAAUCCAACCUCGCCACCAGCAUGAGCACUGGAUACAUACGCUCCAGCAGAAGUUGUUGGCUCGACAACUAACGACGCCUUGGACCGCGAAUACACCUAGAAGAGGGGAGAGUCAGUUUUAGGUCUCCACAUAAUGGAGCGAGAAUGAACAGAGAGCGGCUUAAGAAAAAGCAUGAACUGGAGGUUUAUUGAGGUCAUCUGCUUCCUGUUUAUAUGGGACCAUAUAACAGUUCAGUCUUCCCGCCAGGACCUGUUGGCUGCUGAGCAACAUGUCGCCAAGCAGUAUGACUGGCUCAUCUCGGACCGCGGACCUUUCCACCACUCUCGGAGCUAUCUGUCCUUUGUGGAAAGAUUCCGCCAAGGAUUUACGACCAGAUAUAAAAUUUAUAGGGAAUUUGCACGUUGGAAGGUGAGAAACACUGCAAUCGAGAGACGGGACCUCAUUCGGAACCCCCUGCCACUCAUGCCUGAGUUCCAGCGCAGCGUUCGCUUGCUGGGCCGCAGACCCACAACUCAGCAGUUCAUCGACACCAUCAUUAAGAAAUAUGGAACCCACAUCCUCAUUUCAGCCACCCUGGGAGGGGAGGAGGCACUGACUAUGUACCUGGCAAAGAACAAGCUGGAYAGAAAGCUUGCAAACGCUACCCAGAAUGUAGAAGCCCUCCAUCAGCUGGCCUCAUCCUACUUCAUUGACCGUGAUGGCACGAUGAGGAAGUUGCAUGAGAUCCAGAUUUCUACCAAUGCUAUCAAGGUGACGGAGACACGGACAGGGCCGCUGGGAUGUAGUAGCUAUGACAAUCUGGACUCAGUCAGCUCGAUCCUCCUGCAGAGCCCCGAGAGCAAGCUUCAUCUGCAAGAUGAGUUCAAGUCAUUCCUGAAGAGGCUCCCCUCGACUCAUUUCCUGCCCAUCAGCAGUGUUCAUCUUCUGUGGGGCAGUGACUGGGACCUGCAGGCCCGUUACAGACUCCUUCAGAGUUCCCUAGAGAUCCAGCGGCUCAAGAUCCAGCGCACCGCCCGCAAGCUCUUUAGCCUCAGCAUCCGUUGUCACCACAAUCCCAGCCACCAGAUGCCUAGGGAGAGGCAGUUGCUGGGCCCAGUCACUUCUUCUUCUGAAAGAUCUGUGAUGCAGUGGCUCAACAGGGUUCAGUCCUUCCUGUACUGCAACGAGAAUGGGUUUUGGGGGACCUUUCUGGAAAGCCAAAGGACAUGCGUGUGCCACACAGGAGUCACUCUGUGCCAGCGACCUAUUCCAUGUGUCAUAGGUGGCAACAACAGCUGUGCCAUGUGCAGCCUGGCCAACAUCUCGCAGUGUGGCUCCUGUAACAAGGGCUACAAGUUAUACCGCGGUCGCUGUGAGCCUCAGAAUGUGGACUCAGAACGUAGCGAGCAGUUCAUUAGCUUUGAAACCGAUUUGGACUUUCAGGACUUGGAGCUAAAGUACCUGUUACAGAAGAUGGAUUCACGAUUGUACAUUCACACCACUUUCAUUAGUAAUGAGAUCCGGCUGGAGACAUUCUUUGACCCACGAUGGCGUAAGCGCAUGUCUCUGACUCUGAAAAGUAAUAAAAACCGGAUGGACUACCUCCACAUGAUAAUCGGUCUGUCGAUGAAGAUCUGUCAGAUGAGAAAUAGCAGUAUUGAUCCCAUGUUUUUUGUCUAUGUCAACCCAUUCAGUGGCAGCCAUUCAGAAGGCUGGAGUAUGCCCUUUGGUGAACAUGGUUACCCACGAUGGGAAAAGACACGACUGCAAAACUCCCAGUGCUUCAACUGGACUCUUCUGUUGGGCAACAGGUGGAAGACCUUCUUUGAGACGGUGCACAUUUACCUGCGUAGUCGUGCCAAGAUUCCAACGGGCCUCCGCAACGAUACAGGGCAGGGUCCAGUGGAUCUUGCAGACCCUAACAAGCGGCAGAUCUACAUCAAAAUCUCUGACAUCCAGGUGUUUGGUUACAGCCUGCGCUUUAAUGCUGACCUGCUCCGUAGUGCCGUACAGCAGGUUAACCAGUCGUACACGCAAGGAACUCAGUUCUACUCAUCCUCGUCCGUCAUGCUCUUGCUCUUGGACAUUAGGGAUCGGAUCAACCGUUUAGCGCCUCCUUCUGCACCUGGCAAACCCCAGCUGGACCUUUUCUCCUGUAUGCUAAAGCACAGGCUGAAACUGAACAACAGCGAGAUGAUUCGAGUGAACCAUGCAUUGGACAUGUACAGCACAGAGAUACUAAAACAAUCAGAUCACCUGACUGCUAAACUCUGUUGAGCAUAACAUUAACACAAGGACAAGAAAUUAAAGAAACAUCCAACUUAACUAUGAGGGAAUGUUAAUUUAAUUUAAUUUAAUUUUUUCCCUUUUCAUUUUUUGACCUUUUCUGCCUUUUGAUGUAAUAUUAACUUUGUAAGUAUAAUUCUUAAAAAAAAUAAAAAAGAAAGAGGAAAUGCCAUUGAUGAAAAGCUGUUUUGGCAGAUAAAGAAGAUCAGUGGAAACAUUACAAAGACUGUAUCAUAUUUGUCCCAGCAUGUCUGUACUUCCCUUAAAGAACUUAAAAGAGAGAGUGGAAAAAAAAUAUAUAUUAAAUCUGUGUACUGGUGAAAAGGAGGCCUUGAUUAUAAUCUAAGGGAUCAAAGGUUAUUAUAUCUGAAACUGCCAUUCUUUAUUGAGGAAAAAAAUACAUUUUUAAAGGAACAUGAAAAAGAAACACAAGAGCAGAGAAGAUAUCAUUUUAUUUCACCAAACUUGAAGGAUAUUUCAGACAUUAUGACAGUUUAGUAUUAAAAUGUUUAUACAUUGUAAGGAAUAAAUAGGUCUAGUGAAUAAGUAGUCACUACAUUACUUAUAAACUCUUUAUUAUGUUUCAGACCCACAGUAAAUCUGCAUUGCUCUCUGUGAGUUAUUCAGCAUUCUGUCAUUGUUCUGACACAAAAGGCGCACAGCAGGGCAGUAAUGGAUAUUCAUGUCAAGUAACAAAAGCCAGCUGUUUAUAUAUACAUAUAUGUGGGUGAAUGUGUGUAAGUGUGAGAGGGCAUGUCUGUAUUUUUUUCCUUCUAUUUUUUUUUCCCGUUUUGGCUUAAUGCGUAGUGCUGUUUGUUAAUUGAAUGUGUCACUUGAGAUCGACCCCUGUCUUUGCAGAAUUUUGCAUUUCGAGUGCUUUUUCACCCCCUUGUGUUUGAAAUUCCAGCUGUUGUCUCUUUUUCUUUCUUUCUUUCUUUCUUUCUUUCUUUCUUUCUUUCUUUCUUUCUCUCACAAGGCAGUACCUCCUGGUGCGUGAAUGCAAUAUUGUGGUCUGAAGAUUUAACAAUCAAUGCUAUUUUGUACAGCUUUGCAAAAUGUACAUGUUGUGACUGCUGAUUUGUGGAGCUUUUAAGCACCAAGAGCAAAGUGUAAAGCAUUCAUCGUUCAGGCACAUUUGCAAGACAACUUAAAGCCAUACACUUCUCUGAGGUAUAGACAUACAGUAUGUCAUAAAGUUCAUUCUGACUUGUUCCAUUCAUAUGUCUUUGUUUCAUUCUCUCAAAUGAUUUCAGAUAAGAGCACAGCAAAAAGUAAAAUGACCCGGGAACGCAUACUGUAUUAUCUUGACCGAGAUUGUGUUGUAAAGCCAUUGAAUUUGUAUUUUGUGCUGCAGGAAAAAGAAGACAAAGACAAAGAAGAAAAAUCUUAUAUUAAAGCUUAUAAUACCUUUUUGGCAGUGUUACUCUGUAAGCUUUUGAUGACCAUGUGUAAAAAUGUCAUUUUCUUUUGAGAUAUAAAAUUUAACAUCCUCUGCAUGUUGCUGACGAGCAAAAAAGGAGCUGCAACUUUGUUCAACACUCAAAUCAUCAAACUGAAACAUGAAACACUACCUAUGUAUGGAUGGUAACACUUGAUUUGGGUAAUCCAAUACUGAAACAUCUUUAGUAUUGUAGUGUUCAUCACAGGUCUUAUCAGCUACUAGAUAUUGAAGAAAAGAAGGACAAAAACUUAUGCAACUCAUUUAUUGCAGACAUUGGUAAGUUAACACAGGAAAUCAAAAGUAUAUUUAUUGCUGUGUUACCAGCACUAAAACGUUUUCUUUCCUCUGAGGCAAAAUUUGCUUUUACAUUAUUAUUGAAGAAGCAAAUGUUGUGUUAAUCAACAGCUGAAAAUUGUGGGCCUAUUCAGUUUAACAAUACACAGCCUGAGACAACAAAAGCUCAGCUUUGUCUUUUGUUUAAACCUAUACUGCGGUGCUUGCAUCAGAACAUUCAAAUAAUUGUCAACUGGAACUGGAACUGAAAAGCAUUAGCACAAAAUGCACGAUGCUAUGUUUUAUUUGACACACAGUAACUUUAUGCUUGUGCUAGCUUUGUUUUUUGAGCAAUCCGGUGUAUUCACACAUACUGUACAUGGAAUGAAAUCUAUUGAGUGUGAAUCAUUGAAUAAUCAUUCUCAGUAUUUGCCAAAUUACUUUUGUGAUAAAGCAAUGCUAAUACAACCACAGCAAAACAUUGACAGUAUAUGUGCUGUUGUUGGGUGUUUAUGCAUGUUAAAUUGUUGUCUUCGUAGUCGAUAUGGAGUCAGAUGUGCAAACUGUUUUCAAAAGGCAGUAACUAGUGUGACAAUCAAAAACAUAUUUGGCUUUUCCUCCAGGUACACAACUUGCUGUUUGUGGUUAAAAAUAUUCUGUGACAAAGCAUUUGCUAUGCAAGUAAGUCAAGAUUCUACACGAUGUAUUUUGUGAAAUGACUGAUGUUCCCAUAAGAAGACAGAGCUGAGCUGACAAACUAACAGAACUCUUAAAAGACCUCUUAAAGGUCAGAACCAUGAACGUUAUGUUAUUUUCUUGAUUGUCAAGUAUCAGUAUUGGAUUAUCCAAAUUAAAUUAUUAUUAUUAUUAUUAUUAUUAUUAUUAUUAUUAUUAUUAUUAUUAUUAUUAUUAUUAUUAUUAUUAUUAAGUGCCUGUUAUCAGUCCCUUUAAUCUGUUCAGAGUUUAAAAAAAAAGCUUAAAUUUCCUUAAAGUAAUGACUUUGAAUAGUUCCAGGAUUUAGGACCCUACCUUUUAUUCAAACAUAUUCUCCUGGCACCUCUGGUACACUACACCUGGAAGGAGGUUUGUGCAUGAGGGGUAACUGACCACCAGGCAAAAACAACAAAUAUUAAAUUAACGGUGGMUAUUUUUUUCUCCCUGUUGUACAAUAUAUGUGUAAAUAGGAUCUCCAUUGCAGUAACAAUGCUGUGCUACCGCAACACUAUCAUAAACUAUCAGUAUUAAAAGGGAAUUUWAAAAAAACCCUCCAAAUAAAUUAGCACAAAAUACUGGGCACUCAUGUUUUAUGUACUGAAUUUGGUUCAUGACCAUCUCUGACUUUUUUUUUAUUGUUGUAUAUUGCAUUCAGUUUUGAGCCACAUAAAUGGUCCAUAAAACAAGCACAUUUAUUCGUAUGGCAUUAUGCUACCACAGUGUUGCUUACUGUACAUGUAUUCAUAAAUUUGUCUGAGCGUUUUUACACCUAAUACCUUGCCUAUGUAUUUUUUUGCUUUUCUGUUGAGAUUAUUAUAUCAGCUAAUUUUAAAUGAAUGUUUCAUAUAAUAAUCUAUUUCUCAUUAAAAUGUUAUAUUUAAUAAGAA